CAGAUGCGUGCGACAGUCGGAGAGUUUGAGUUUCAGAGGAAGGAUAUAAAACGUUAGCGUUCGCACUGUCGUUAAAGGGGUCUGUGGGACAUACUGAGCGAAAGAUAAGGAAUGGCAGUUGAUAUUUGUUGCCAAUUGAGAGCCGUCUGGUAAGAGUUGAGAGCUUGUUUCGUUCUUAUACACAAGUGUUAUUAAUUACUCAUAAAUGCGAAUAUCAUUUGAACUGCCCUUACGUUGAUUUUCUGGAUUCUAUAGGCAUAGAUACACAUUUUGCGCAAUGGAGCCCUAAAUAGUUGUAUAUUUUCUUUAAAAAUAGGACUUAUAGAACCGUUUUUAGACCCUGGAGACUUUCGAAGUUGCAGAAGAGCAACAAGAUAAACGUACAUAAUUUGGGCGAAAUCCACUGAAUCAACACUGAUUCAGCAAUGCCAUCCCAUUGGUCACAGACGUCAGUUCAAUGUUUAGUUUUGAUUUACAUGUGGUUGAGUUAUCACUAACGUGAAUUCAAAUAAACAUGCCACCAUGUCAUUCGAUUUAGGCAAAAAGUUGGGUAAACGACGAAAUUCCCCUAUGUUGAUUUUUGUUGUUUCAAAUCCAAUCAGUUUUCCAAGUUGAUUCAACAUCAUCAUAUUGAUUUUUUUGGUUGAAAGGACGUUGACUCAACCAGUUUUUGCCCAGUAGGAUGGGUCCUAAGACUUACUCCAGCCUCUUCUGCUGCCAAAAAAGGGCGACUUCAAGAGCUUGAGGGGGCAACACCACAACACAACCCUUACAGCCUGACACACAACCAACACAAACACAUACUGAACCUCCAGCCAUGCUGUCGAACGAGAGCUGUGAGAACAGCACCCAUAUCCACACGGACGGGAACCCGGUGGUGAGCACAGUGAUGUUCAUCCUGGGGGUGAUGGGGAACUUCAUCGCCCUGGCCAUCUUGGGUGUCCACCGGAAGGAGCGGCGCACCAAGUCCUCCGUCUUCUGCAUCCUGGUGACGGGGCUGGCCCUCACUGACCUGCUGGGUACCUGCUUCCUCAGCCCCCUGGUGUUUGUGUGCUACGCCCGCCAGCGGUCCCUGCUGGGGCUCACUGGGGACCAGGGACUCUGUGGCCUCUUCGCCUUUGCCAUGACCUUCUUCGGCCUGGCCUCCAUGCUCAUCCUCUGUGCCAUGGCCGUGGAGCGCUGCCUGGCCAUCAGCCACCCCUAUUUUUACUCCAAGUGCGUCCGACGCAGCUUCGCCAAGGUGGCCCUCCUGCUUAUUUACAUCUCCACCUGCGCCUUCUGUGUUUUGCCAUUCUUCGGCUUUGGCCGCCACAAGCAGUACUGCCCGGGCACGUGGUGCUUCAUCAAGAUGGAGGCGGCAGGCGAGGGGGUGGACGAAGAGAGGAAGGUUCUGGCGUUCUCGCUGUCCUACGCCUCGCUCAUGGCGCUGCUGAUCGUGGCGGUGUUUGUGUGCAACGGCUCGGUGAUUGUCAGCCUGUGCCGGAUGCACCGCAGCCAGAUGAUACGGCGUGGUUCGGUGGUGAAUGGAGGGAGGAAGAGGAAGAUGAGUCUGGGCUGGUUCGGACAGGGAGAGGAGGAGAUGGACCACCUGAUGCUGCUGGCCUCCAUGACGGUCAUCUUCGUUGUCUGCUCCUUGCCGCUCACUAUUGCCGGUUUUGCCAAUGCCAUCGAGCCGGUGGGUGACGACCAGGAGAACCUGCUGGCGUUCCGUUUCCAGGCCCUCAACCCAAUCGUGGACCCCUGGGUCUUCAUCAUCUUCCGCAAGUCCGUGUUCCGCCACCUCCGCUCGCUGCUGCGCUGCCGCUUCACGGGGGGAGCGGUGAAGAACACGGCCCACUGCACCUUCUCCUUAACCCCUGACGACCACAGGGAGUCUCCCAAACCCUUGCCUUCUGUGUCCUUGCAGCCCAAGCUUGACUCCAGCCUCUUAUGUGGGGGUGGGACUCGGGGCAGGAAAGAGGAUGGGCUUUAGGGAUGGAUGGAUGUGGGAGAGUAGACAAUUGGGGGAAGGGGUUCGGGAUUUAGGGUUUGGAGAAUUAACUUUUUUGACCACUAGUACUUACCUUAUCCACUGUUGACUAGAAUGCAUAUAGUAUACCUAUGCAUGAGUAUACCGAUGCAUGAGCUACGUUUCAUACAUUCAUACAUGUUUCAUACAUGUGAGUGCCAUAUAAAAAGACUGCAAAGGAGUGGAUAAAGUGAGCGAUUAUGCCUCCAAACACUGAAAACAAAAAAAAAUGCAAUGGAUAUAUGCAGGAGAAGACCACUAAGGGGGAUUCAUUAUGGACAACCAGCCCUGGAAGGGCAAAGGGCAGGGUAAAGAACUCUGUCAACAUACAGUGCCUUCAGAAAGUAUUCAUACUUUAUUUUUACCUUUAACUAAGCAAUUCAGUUAAUAACAAAUUCUUUGCCUUGUUCAGGGGCAGAACAACCGAUUUUUACCUUGUCAGCUCGGGGAUUUGAUCUUGCAACUUCUCGGUUACAAGUCCAACAUUCUAACCACUAGGCUACCUGCCACCCCUUGACUUAUUCUACAUUUUGUUGUGUUACAGCCUGAAUUCAAAAUGGAUUAGAUAUAUUGUUUUUCUCACCCAUUACACCCCAUGAUGACGAAGUGAAAAUAUGUUUUUAGAAAUGUUUGCAAAUGUAUUGAAAAUGAAAUACAGGAAUAUCUUAUUUACAUAAGUAUUCACACCCCCUGAGUCAAUACAUGUUACAAUUACCUUUCGGAGCGAUUACAGCUGUGAGCUUUGCACACCUGGAUUGUACAAUAUUUGCACGUUAUAUAUUUUUUUUAAUCCUUCAAGCUCUGUCAUUGCUAUACAGACAUUUUCAAGUCUUGCCAUGGAUUUUCAAGCCGAUUUAAGUCAAAACUGUAACUAAGCCAAUCAGGAACAUUCAAUGACAUCUUGGUAAGCUACUCCAAUGUACAGUAUAUUUGGCCUUGUGUUUAGGUUAUUAUCCUACUGAAAGGUGAAUUUGUCUCCCAGUGUCUGUUGGAAAGCAGACUGAACCAGGUUUUCCUGUAUAACUUUUUGAAGCUCUGAGGACCCAUGAUAAAUCUUUUCACGACUUUUCACGACUGUCUUGGUGUGUUUGGAUCAUGAUAGUUUGUUGGUGAUGUGGACACCCAGGAACUUUAAGCUCUCAACCUGAUCCACUACAGCCCCGUCGAUGAGAAUGGGGGCAUGCUUGGCCCUCCUUUUCCUGUAGUCCACAAUCAUCUCUUUUUGUCUUGAUCACGUUGAGGAGGAGGUUGUUGUCCUGGCACCACACUUCCAGGUUUCUGAUCUUCUCCCUAAAGGCUGUCUCAUCGUUGUCGGUGAUCAGGCCUACCACCAUUGUGUCAUCGGUAAACUUAAUGAUAGUGUUGGAGUCGUGCUUGGCCACGCAGUCAUGGGGGAACAGGGAGUACAGGAUGGGACUAAGCACGCACCCCUGAGGGGCACCAUUGUUGAGGAUAAGCGUGGCAGAUGUGUUGUUGCCUACCCUUACCACCUGGGGGCUGCCCAUCAGGAAGUCCAGGAUCCAGUUGCAGAGGGAGGUGUUAGUCCCAAGGUCCUUACCUUAGUGAUGAGCUUUGAGGGCACUAUGGUGUUAAACGCUGAGCUGUAGUUAAUGAACAGCAUUCUCACGUAGGUGUUCCUUUUGUCCAGGUGGGAAAGGGCAGUGUUGAGUGCAAUAGAGAUUUGCAUCAUCUGUGGAUAUGUUAGGGCGGUAUGCAAAUCCCAGUGUUUCUGGGAUGAUGGUGUUGAUGUGAGCCAUAACCAGCCUUUCUAAGCACUUCAUGGCUACUGAUGUAAGUGAUACGGGGCCGUAGUCAUUUAGGCAGGUUACCUUUGGUUUCUUGGGCACAGGGACAAUUCUUUACAAUUAAAGAUAUUAUUUGACUUGUUAAGCACAUUUUUACUCCUGAACUUAUUUAGGCCGGCCAUAACAAAGGGGUUGAAUACUUAUUGACUCGAGACAUUUCAGCUUUUCAUUUGUAAUUUGUAAACAUUUCUAAAAACCUAAUCCGUUUGAAAUUCAGGCUGAAACAACAAAAUGUGGAAAAGUCAAGGGGUAUGAAUAGUUUCUGAAGGCAGUGUAAAUACACACCCGGUGAAGCCCGUGAAAACAUUGCACUAGGUCUUCUGUCCAGGUAUCACUGAACUCCAUUUCCAAGCUGGGGAAAGAAUGUUCCUGUUAAAAUAUCUACUAAUAAUUUGGUUAGCUUACCAAAGAUGGUAUGGCGGUGUCCACUAUUACUACCUUAUGGAAUUUAGAUUUCCUCACUUCCUGAAUGAUUUCACAUCUUGUAAAUGUACAAAACAGACAAUAUGCCCUUGCAUAUGCCCAAGGCAUUCAGGUCAUUAUCUUCAAAUGACAUCCACAACAGUGUAGUAAAUCAACAUGCAGGAAUGAGAAAGCUCUGUUUUAUUGACAACCUCUUUGCCCUCUUAGCUCUUAAAAUGUCUCUCUCUGAUCUGUCACAUAAUUGACGUGCGGGAUGCAGGUCACAGCUAGCCUCGUACGCACCAUCCGAUUCUCGUGCGCUCACGUGCACGGAUCCGUGUAGUGAAACAGAAUGUAAGCGCGUGCGAUCAGAAUGGUUGGUAGCGGGCUAGGUCACAUCAGGUCACCUUCCUACAACAUGAAGGUCUCUUCUGCGUGCAUGUCCCCUGGAUCUAUGAUCAAGUUUUAAAAGAGGGUCAAUCUCUUUAUCUUCUUUUAAGGAGGAAUGGAUCAUGGAUCCGGUGCAUGUGCACGUGACAUGUCUUAAAUCCAUGUCUCAGUUUCCAAACCUUUGCAUCCAACACUUCCGUCAUCAAUACGCUGUUGUAGGUAGUCAAAUCUAGGGUGCAUUAUGGGCUCAUUGAGAGAGACCUGUGUCUAUGGCACUAUUCUGUUGUACAAUAUAUUGUAUGGACAUUCCUUAGUGCACUCGCUCAAGAGGGUACCGCAUCUCCUUCUUAUCAAGCUAAUUCAUUUGACCUAUAUUGUCACAGCAAAAUAAUCCUGCAGCAAAAGGAUUUGAACAUUUAGUCCACAUUGUUUCUUGGUCGGUGGUUAGGCUAUUGGUAAAAAAUGAGGCCACAUGAAAAGUGCAAUACUGUUAAUAUAACCGUGUGUUAAUGUGUGUUUUCAGUGAAUUUAUGUACAUCAUGAUGCUCAUAUGCAUUUAAUGCAGUGCGGCGAUCAAAUGAAGAUCCUACGUCUGUAUGAGUCUGUUUGAAUGUAGUCAAUAUAUGAACUGCUCCCGUGUCUGUAGUCCUGUCGUUGAAAAAGCUCACAAAACGAUGUUUGAAGUUGUUGCUUUUUCUGUCCGCUUUCUCCUCUGCCACUAUGGCUGUGGUUACGUAGGUUUGCGCAAUUCUGAUAUUUUCACAUCCAUCAGAUAUUUCUUUAGAGCUGAUCUGAUUGUUAAAUAGGCCAAUUACAAAAAAAGAAAGAUCAGAAUAUGGCUGCCUGUGUAAACGCAGCCUCAGAUAGUGAUUGCAUGAAGAGUGCUGCGUUUGUGUUUGCUGGUGGUAAGUCCUUUUUGUGUACGUUUCUAUGUGUUCUCUCAGUUGUGUUGUAUGGAUGUUUUGUGCUGUUGUGUUUGAUGUUUUGUGUAUGUGGUUUGUGUUGUGUUUUGCGGUGUGUUGUAGUGAUUUUGUUUCCUGAGCUAUGAUGUGCUACAUACCCAGUGUGUGUUCCAGCCUGGCUUCUUGCACUUGAGAAUAUACGGUGUCAGAUAUGUUCUUGCAGUAUUGGGAUCAAUUGUAACAAAUGUGAAUACAUGUUAGACGUGUUAUAUAUAGGUUGCUGUACAUGUUCCUAUGUAAAAAGAUGAAAAUGCUAAAUAAAGAUUAAGAGUAUAUAUAA
This is a messenger RNA of Salvelinus fontinalis (brook trout), 5847 nucleotides long. RefSeq names its product prostacyclin receptor-like. The record is from RefSeq and is a predicted model, not a curated record. Bases 818 to 1972 code for a protein of 384 amino acids. Gene Ontology annotation, molecular function: prostacyclin receptor activity. Gene Ontology annotation, biological process: positive regulation of cytosolic calcium ion concentration; negative regulation of smooth muscle cell proliferation; adenylate cyclase-activating G protein-coupled receptor signaling pathway. NCBI's taxonomy places the organism in Eukaryota, Metazoa, Chordata, Actinopteri, Salmoniformes, Salmonidae. The transcript has 2 exons. Gene Ontology annotation, cellular component: plasma membrane.